This is a messenger RNA of Etheostoma cragini (Arkansas darter), 2137 nucleotides long. RefSeq names its product splA/ryanodine receptor domain and SOCS box containing 3a (gene spsb3a). The record is from RefSeq and is a predicted model, not a curated record. Gene Ontology annotation, biological process: proteasome-mediated ubiquitin-dependent protein catabolic process. The transcript has 7 exons. Gene Ontology annotation, cellular component: SCF ubiquitin ligase complex. Lineage: Eukaryota; Metazoa; Chordata; Actinopteri; Perciformes; Percidae. The coding region runs from base 340 to 1437 and encodes 365 amino acids. Gene Ontology annotation, molecular function: protein binding.
AGAGAACAUGACGCCAACUCGGCGUAUGCCGACUCGUGUAGCAAACAUCUUGCCGACUUUCUGAGUUGUUGAUCUGACUUGAGGGAGAUUCAGGUGAUUUCCCUUUUGGGAACUAUUUUUUCCAAUUAUUCCGACGCAACAUGAAUGCAGCGUAACUAUCUAGCAAUAGGAGGCUUCCAGGAACAACAACGUCUCUCUCUGAUGUGCUGUCAGUGAUUUUCCGUGAACGCUGGUUGUGAACAACAGGCAGCAGCUGGACUGAUGCUGCUUCCAGCAUCUGAACUGAACUGAACUUGAACUGAUUGGCAUCUCUUGUAUUGGUGAGACUCUGUUGCUGCCAUGUCAAGGCGAAGCAGGAAUAGUCGUGCAUGGCGAUAUGUUUGUGGUGGGAUACGACGGGAUGCUGAUGCUCAGGCACUUGAAGAAUGGAGCUAUGACCGCUUAGAGUACAGUGAUUCAGACUCUGAGGCAGAUUAUUCAGCAGUGAUGGUCCCUCCAGUCCCCAGUGCAGUGCCUGUCACCGGAGAGUCCUACUGUGGCUGUGACUCCCAGGCUGAGACUAACUACAACCCUCGUCUGCGAGGUUUUCACCAGGUUAAAGACUGCCACUGUGGAGAGGAUGACCAAGAGUUUGACUGGGUUUGGGAUGCCAACAGCCGAUCGACAGCAACAUUGCUGAGCUGCGACAAUCGAAAAGUGAACUUUCACUCUGAAUACAGCUGUGGCACAGCAGCAGUCCGUGGCUCCAAAGAGCUGGCUGAAGGGCAGCACUUCUGGGAGAUCAAGAUGACGUCCCCAGUGUAUGGAACAGACAUGAUGGUUGGCAUCGGUACUUCUGAUGUCAAUCUAGACAAAUACAGACACACGUUCUGCAGCCUGUUGGGAAAAGAUGCCGACAGCUGGGGUCUUUCUUACACUGGCUUGUUACUUCAUAAAGGAGACAAGAUGAACUUCUCCUCCCGGUUUGGACAGGGGUCCAUCAUUGGAAUCCAUCUGGACACGUGGCACGGCACACUCACUUUCUUCAAAAAUCGCAAGUGUAUAGGUGUUGCUGCCACAGAGCUACAAAAUAAGAGGUUUUAUCCGAUGGCAUGCUCCACAGCAGCGAAGAGCAGCAUGAAGGUGAUCAGAUCCUGCUCUGCGUCCACCUCCCUGCUUUACCUUUGCUGUGCUCGCCUUCGCCAGCUGCUGCCGGACUGUAUGGACACCCUGGAUGUGUUACCCCUGCCGCCCGGCCUGCGCCAGUUGCUCCACAACAAACUGGGUUGGGUGCUCAGUCUCAACAGUGGCACCACAAAUGGAGUCCCAGAAGGGCCCGAGCGCCCCCCACGCUCGCCCGUCCCCCCUUUGGCUGGACCGUCCUCCUCUGAGAGUGACUCGGAGGGUUGUACGUCUGACCCCGAAGCCUGUCAGAGGAAGAGAUGCCGCUGGACAUGACGGGACAGCUCGACUCCUACCUCCUCUUAAACACUGGCAGACGUUAAUGUCCUGUGGUGUCUAAUCUAGUGUUUCCUCCCGCCCCAAGCUUUCCUCAACGUCAGUGUUAUCCAGUAGUGAAGAAAAUAACCAGGAUGGGAGUGGUACCUAGGUGGAAAACUGUGAAGGUAGUAUUUCUGCCUACACACUUUUACUGUGAUCUUCUCUCAUGCUAUUCAGAUGUCUUCAUGCUUCAUACAUUCAGUAUCCAAACCAGCUUCAGUAAUAAGUAAAAAGAUGUGGUGUUAUGUUGUUAGCUAUCAUAAUUUGUUGCAAUAAUGUAUGGGGAUUAGUGAAAUGGUGCAGCAAUGGACAGUGUAACACUGAAGUCAAGUAUGGCCACAUUUUUGUGGUCAUCAUGAUACAUUUGCAAAAAGGGGGUUCAAAAGGAGAGACUGUAUAUUUUCUGUGUUUUAAACCUGUAUGCAAAUAACGUAUAUUGUUCUCAACCUCAAUGUUAUCAAUGCAUUAUCAUAGUAAUCUGUUACCUGUUUUAUUUGCAUCUGCAUUUUUUUUGUUAGGUUGCCAAAGUGAGAAUGAGUGGGGCACUAUGUCCUGUGAGUGGAAUCUACACACAAUAUGUCAUAAAAUAUUCUUUAUUUCUUACCCACAGGUUACAGCUCUUAAGCAAAAACUUAACAAUAACACAACAAUCAAAAAA